This is a messenger RNA of Chelmon rostratus (copperband butterflyfish), 1673 nucleotides long. RefSeq names its product tetratricopeptide repeat protein 9A. Bases 141 to 884 code for a protein of 247 amino acids. The transcript has 3 exons. The record is from RefSeq and is a predicted model, not a curated record. NCBI's taxonomy places the organism in Eukaryota, Metazoa, Chordata, Actinopteri, Chaetodontiformes, Chaetodontidae. Gene Ontology annotation, molecular function: protein binding.
CGCGCAGGACUGCGCGCAGAGAAGACGUAGCUGCGACACUGGCGAGUCGAAACGGCCGAGAAGAUGCAGUGAAGGAGCCUCUGUUGAGCUGUUAAUUUACAGCCGGGUGUCAGGGCAGCUACAGUCAAAUAACGUCGAAAAUGAGCGUGAUCCAGACCGGGCACGACGGCAGGGUGGACGGUGGCAGAGGCAGCCACACCGACAACGGCGGCGGCUCCCCGAGGCUCCAGCCGUGCGCUCAGCCUCCCAACAGCAGCAGCAGCCGGACCAAAGAUGCCAGAUACCAGCAGCAGCAGCUCCAGCAGCAGCGGCAUCAUGGUGGGUCGAUGCUGAAACAACCGUCUCACAACGAGCCAGCCGACGUCGUGAGACGGGCGCUGGAUUUCAAGUGCCAAGGCACCCAGUGCUACAAGGAUAAGAAGUACCGGGAGGCGAUUGGCAAGUAUCACCGCGCUCUGCUGGAGAUUAAGGGGCUGUGCAGGGUGCUGGGGGAUCCGGACACCAGCUCCAAGCCCCCAUCCCCGCUCCUGCCGACCAUCAGCAAGUCCACCACGCUGACAGACGAGCAGAAGGGGGCCAUGGAGAAUGCGGAGCUGGAGUGUUACAACAGCUUGGCCGCCUGCCUGUUGCAGAUGGAGCUGGUGAACUAUGAACGUGUGAAGGAAUACUGUCUGAAAGUGCUACACAAGGAAGGGAAGAACUUCAAAGCUCUGUACCGAUCCGGUGUGGCCUAUUACCACCUUGGAGACUUCCAGAAGGCCCUGUACUACCUGAAGGAGUCACACAAACAGGAACCAUCAGACACCAAUGUCAUCCGCUAUAUCCAGCUGACAGAGAUGAAGAUUCGCCGGAAUGCCCAAAGGGACAAGAAAGAGGCAACAUAAGUACUUGCUGUCUGAUGACUUCUCACCCGUCAUAAAUUUCAGCCCGACUGUGUGCCACCCAGACCUCACACACCAUGAGUCAGAGGUCUUGGUUUCACACAAUGUUUGUUUGCUUUGCCUUGCACAGCAUCUGGUGGCCAGUUACGUGAUUGAACUACAUCAUUGUGUGCUUGAAGCAUUUUUUAAGAAUUGUACUUGAUACUGAGUUUAUGUCUCCAAACCGCCAAAUUUAUCUAUUAUGAAUCCCAAGUAUUUUUUAACCUCUACAAACUGAUGCACUGCCAGUCCAAACAUUGCACACACAGGCCAACACUUGUGAUAGAGACAGGAGCAACAAGAUCCUUAGAGUGAAUCCAGCAUGUCUGCAGGCGAGUGUAACUGUAAUUUAGCACGUGCCCUCGCACAAGAUGUCUUUUCAAUGGCAUGGUGUAAAUGAGUAACAACCACCUACACUUCUGUCACCAUACUUUGAUUUUGAAAGUACAACAAAAGACAUUUUUUUAUACUCUCAAUUAUAUCUGAAGUGACGGUGCUUUCAGUAAGCAGGUUUUGCAAAAUGCGCAGGCAAGGACAUCAAGAGCACAUGGUUGCUAAUUGCAGUACGAAUUUAAGAGACAUAUCACAAAAUGUAAAUAUGCUACUUUAUAGAAAUCACAGAAAAUAUAAUGGAGAGGUGAGCUAUUUGUGUUUGUUAAUGCCAAAACAAAGCACUUCAUUCACAGCAUUUUCUGUAUCAACAAAUGCUAUAUGUUUACUGUAUGCGUGUAAUAAAUGUGUCUAUUGAUUGAA